AUGCCUCUCCCUUGGAAACGUCUCAUUCGCUUCAUCGCUACAGAUGGCCGCACACUGCGCGGAGAGCCCAUCCUUCCCACUCCCACCACAGAUCUGGGGCUUAUCACGGAAGCCGACAAGCUCCAGGCACGAGUUAUUCAAGGCGAGGAUAUAUAUGACACAACAGGCAAGACCCAGGUGACAGAUGAAGUCGUGACUGUGAAGACCAUUCUGGGUCCGCUGGCCCAGAGCGACGUGCCUAUUCUGCGAUGCGUGGGUCUGAACUAUGCGAAGCACAUCAAGGAAGCAGGGCGUACGCCGCCGCCUUUCCCUUUCAUUUUCUUCAAGCCAACCACUACAAUCCACGAUCACGGUGCACCAGUCGUGAUCCCUAAGAUCGCGCAAGACGACCAGGCAGAUUACGAGGGCGAACUGUGUCUGAUCCUCGGCAGAGACGCCAAGAACGUCCCAGAGUCCGAAGCCCUCACCUACAUCGCCGCCUACACAGUAGGCAACGACAUCUCCUCGCGCAAGCUGCAGCGUGAUCCAGCCUUUGCAGGCCGCGUCCCACAAUGGGGGUUUUCGAAGGGCUUCGAUACAUAUGCGCCGCUGGGCCCGUGCUUGGUAGCGGGCAGCGAGAUUGCGGACCCGAAAGCGUUGCGGCUGCGGACGGUUGUGGACGGGGAGGUGCGUCAGGAGGAAGGUGUGUCGGAUCUUUUGUUCGACUGUGCGUACCUGGUAUCGUAUCUCUCACAGGGUACAACGCUGCAGAAGGGCAGUGUGAUUAUGACGGGAACCCCCGGUGGCGUUGGAGCGGGUUUGAGCCCUCCCAAGUAUCUCGUUCCCGGGACACAGAUGGACGUGUCGAUUGAUAUCAUUGGUACCUUGCGCAAUAACGUGGUUUUUGAUGAUGCUUAG
Messenger RNA from Penicillium macrosclerotiorum, 897 nucleotides. Its product is annotated as fumarylacetoacetate hydrolase family protein. Gene Ontology annotation, molecular function: catalytic activity. Bases 1 to 897 code for a protein of 298 amino acids. The transcript is spliced from 4 exons. Lineage: Eukaryota; Fungi; Ascomycota; Eurotiomycetes; Eurotiales; Aspergillaceae. The record is from RefSeq and is a predicted model, not a curated record.